UGCUUGCACGCCCGUCCCGUACAUGUUGCUUUUAUAACCGCGCGGUGCUCUCUCACAGGCCGGCGAUCUGUCUCAGUCUGAAUCUCCCAAUGAGCAAUCCACCUCGUACAGAUGUGCCUUCGCUCCAGGCAGCUGCCGGCCAGCUGCCGCUUCACGGCCGAGUGGCCAUCGUAACCGGUGGCGCUGGCGGCAUCGGCGAAGCGGUGACCACGCACCUCGCCACCCUCGGCGCCCGCGUCGUUGUCGCCUACAUCGGUGACCCGGCGCCCGCGGAGCAGCUCGUCGCGUCACUGAACAGCGCGGCCGUGCCCGGGAUGGGGACGCGCGCCAUCGCGUUGUGCGCAGACGUGUCGGACCCGGCGCAGGUCGAGCGGCUGUUCGACGCGGCGCAGGCGGCGUUCGGCCCUAACCUCCACAUCCUGGUGACCGCCGCCGGGGUCCAGGACGCGGCGUACCCGGCCAUCGCCGACACGGAGCCGGAGCAGUGGGACCGCGCCUUCGCCGUGAACGCGCGCGGCACGUUCCUGUGUUGCCGACAGGCGGCGCAGCGGCUAGUGCGCGGCGGCGGCGGGCGGAUAGUCACCUUCUCGUCGUCGAACGUGGCGUCGCUCCGGCCGGGGUACGGCGCGUACGUUGCGACGAAGGCGGCCGUGGAGGCGAUGACGAAGGUGCUGGCCAAGGAGCUCGCAGGGACGGGCAUCACGGCCAACAGCGUGGCGCCGGGGCCGGUUGCCACACCCAUGUUCUACGCUGGGAAGUCCGAGGAGCGAGUGAAGGCUGUUGCCAGCCAGUGUCCCAUGAAGCGCAUCGGCGAGCCGACGGACGUGGCGCCGGUGGUCGGCUUCCUCUGUAGCGACGCUGCUGGGUGGAUCAACGGCCAGGUGAUUCUGGCUAAUGGUGGGUACAUCUAAAAGUCGAUGCAUUAGCAAAUGCAUGAAAUUUGCGUUCAACAUGCAAGUAUGGGAAAGUCUGGAACAAGAAGAGAGUUCAGCAUGCUAGAUUAAGCAGACGUAUGGUAUGCUGACGUUUGAUAUGGAGUUGAGUUUGAAUAAAACUAGUAUGCAGAUUUGGGUUGAAUAAACAGAUUUGUUAUGUAUCAGUCACAACAAAUCUCAGUCGACUCAGACAUAGUUAAACCCUUGAAUUAAUAAAAUGAGUACGAAGUUAAUUUUUUA
Messenger RNA from Lolium perenne, 1175 nucleotides. Its product is annotated as NADPH-dependent aldehyde reductase-like protein, chloroplastic. The record is from RefSeq and is a predicted model, not a curated record. Gene Ontology annotation, molecular function: oxidoreductase activity. Lineage: Eukaryota; Viridiplantae; Streptophyta; Magnoliopsida; Poales; Poaceae.